CAGGGCAGAGCCUGAGCCUAGUUCCUGCUGUCCCCAGCAUAGAAGCAACAUGCACUCAUUGGCCGGGACACCAGGCAUGGCCGGAAGAGAGGCUGCUGUGACUCUGUGAUCCUCAGAAGAAGGCCCAGCUAGCAAGUACCACCUGUUCCUAACAGCCAUGCAUGCUGACUGCAGCUCCAGGCCCUCCAUGUGCCAAGACCCAUGAUGCCACCCAACAACACUGGGGAGGUGGCCAGCUCCAUUCCCACGGGGGCACUGGGGCUUUCCCUGACCCUGGCAAGCCUCAUCGUCAUCGCCAACCUGCUCCUGGCCCUAGGCAUCGCCCUGGACCGCCACCUUCGAAGCCCACCUGCCGGCUGCUUCUUCCUAAGCCUGCUAUUGGCCGGGCUACUCACAGGGCUGGCACUACCCAUGCUUCCCGGGCUGUGGAGCAGGAGCCACCGGGGCUACUGGCCCUGCCUCCUUCUCCACAUGGCCCCCAACUUCUCUUUCCUGUCCCUGCUCGCCAAUCUGCUGCUAGUGCAUGGGGAGCGUUAUGUGGCUGUGUUGCAGCCACUGCGGCCCCACGGAAGUACGCGGCUAGCCCUGCUCCUCACCUGGGUCAGCCCCCUGCUCUUUGCCAGCCUGCCCGCUCUGGGCUGGAACCACUGGAGUCCUGGUGCCAACUGCAGCUCCCAAGCUGUCUUCCCAGCCCCCUACCUCUACCUCGAAGUCUAUGGGCUCCUGCUGCCUGCUGUGGGGGCUGCUACCCUUCUCUCUGUCAGAGUGUUAGUCACUGCCCACCGCCAGCUGAAAGAUAUCUGCCGCCUGGAGCGGGCAGUGUGCCGUGAUGCACCCUCAACCCUGGCCAGGGCUCUCACCUGGAGGCAGGCUAGGGCACAGGCAGGAGCCACGCUGCUCUUUUUGCUGUGCUGGGGUCCCUAUGUGGCCACACUCCUCCUGUCGGUGUUGGCCUACGAGCGGCGUCCACCACUCGGGCCUGGAACUCUGUUAUCUCUCAUCUCACUGGGCAGCGCCAGUGCCGCAGCUGUGCCCGUGGCCAUGGGUCUGGGCGAUCAGCGCUACACAGCCCCAUGGAGGGCAGCUGCCCAAAGAUGGCUGCGAGUUCUUCGAGGAAGAGCCAAGAGGGACAGUCCAGGCCCCAGCACUGCCCACCACACCAGCAGCCAAAGCAGCAUGGACCGAGACUUGAAUUAGGAAAACAGCAGCUCCCGAUGCCUGCCUCCCGGGAGUGUUCAUCCAUCUCUUCUGCCCUACUUCUUUGGAUUGGAGCCCUUGCUCCAUGA
Molecule: messenger RNA, 1286 nt
Organism: Onychomys torridus (southern grasshopper mouse)
Lineage: Eukaryota; Metazoa; Chordata; Mammalia; Rodentia; Cricetidae
Gene: Gpbar1
Product: G protein-coupled bile acid receptor 1
Exons: 2
Coding region: 202-1197 (331 amino acids)
Biological process (GO): G protein-coupled receptor signaling pathway
Cellular component (GO): membrane
Molecular function (GO): G protein-coupled bile acid receptor activity
Source: RefSeq, a predicted model, not a curated record